CGCCCGGCUCUACACUGCACACACGACCACCUGUAAACCGAUGCGACGGCCAUGAGCACCUCAGAUGGUCCCGAAGGCCGCGUCAAUGGUGCGCCAAUGGUGAAUGGUCAAGAGGAGAAGGAAGAUACUGUCGAAAUAUCGGAAAGCCCAUCGGAAAUGAGUGACGUUGACUCCCGUGACGAGGAUUCAAGCAGCGACGAGCAAGUGAACGGGGAGGAGGAAGACGGCGAAGAAGAUGAUGAUGAAGAGGACGAGGAUGAACCAGCACUCAAGUACGAACGAAUAGGUGGAUUCAUCCCUGAUCUCUUCAAGAAGGAUUCAGCAUCAGCUCUGGCCAUUUCGAACGGCAAAACCAUGGCUCUAGGAACACAUGCAGGCUUCGUUCAUAUACUCGACCUCUCCGGCAAGCGGUUCAAGUCAUACAAGCCUCAUCAGGCGUCUGUUGUUGAUAUAUGCAUUGAUGUCACUGGAGAUUUCAUUGCCACGGCUUCGAUUGAUGGACAGGUCGUCAUUAAAUCACUGUCAACGACCGAGUCCUACGCCUUUGAUAUGAAACGUCCCACACGCACCGUGUCGUUGGAGCCGAAUUUCGCGAAGAAAAGUACCAGAGCUUUCGUCAGUGGAGGCCUGGCGGGAUCAUUGGUGUUGCACGAGAAAGGCUGGCUUGGCCACAGGCAGACGGUCUUGCAUAUCGGCGAGGGACCGAUCUGGCAGGCGCGGUGGAGAGGCAAGCUGAUUGCUUGGGCGAAUGACCUGGGUGUCAAAAUUUACGACACGACAUCCCAGACCCGGAUAACUUUCAUUGACCGUCCCGCGGACAGUCCGCGCGCCGAUUUGUUCAAGUGUACACUUCAUUGGCAGGACGACUCCACCCUUUUGAUAUCCUGGGCAGACCAUAUCAAGGUUGCCAGAAUUCGUGCAAGGCCCCGGACGGCUACUACGUCGGCAUCUGCCAACCUACCUCCUCUUCUCGUUGAAAUAACCGCUGUUUUCCAGCUGGACGGCAUGAUUGCCGGUAUUCUUCCCCACCCCACGCCUCCCUCAUCUAUCUCUCAUUCUGACCAUGCAUCGAGCAUCCAUUCCGGGGAACAUACGAGAACAGCAUCGUCCAUAUCUACACAGUCAUCUACCCCUUCCUCUCUGCUAAUACUAGUGUACAGCCCGCCUGACACGUCUUUCAGGGAGGAAAUGACUCAAGACCGCGACAAACAGGCUCGGAAAGUUGCUGACCGUCCCGAGUUACGGAUAAUUUCUCGUUCAGGCGAAGAGCUCGCAGCUGAUGCGCUUAGCGUGUCAAACUAUCAAAGAUGGGGCUGUAACGAUUACGUUUUGGCUGAGGUUGAUACAGACCCUUUGCGUUCAGACGUUACAAAUGAGGGUAGAUCAUACGUCGUGUUGAGUCCCCGGGACAUAAUCCUCGUGAAACCUCGAGACCGGAGGGACCAUGUUCAUUGGCUGGUUGAGCGGAAGAGGUAUGAAGAGGCGCUGGAAGAGCUCGAGAUCAUCGAGGCCAGUGGCGAUACAGUGGAAGAAGGCGAUGAUGGCUUAACCGCUUCGGAGAUUGGCCAGCGAUACAUUGAACAUCUCAUCAACGACGGUGACUUUGUCAAGGCUGCACAGUUAUGUCCGAAGGUUUGCGCGCAUGAUUCAAAACGAUGGGAAGAUUGGAUUUUUACAUUCGCUGGGAAACGGCAAUUGCAGGCCAUCAUUCCCUACGUACCUACGGAGAAUCCUCGGUUAGAUCAUCUUGUGUAUGAAAUGAUGCUAGCUCAUUUCCUUGCGCACGAUCUACAUGCAUUGCAACAAACGAUAAAGGAAUGGCCUAAGGAUAUUUAUGAUAUUGCUGCAGUUAUUGUUGCGGUUCGUUCAGAAUUGGAUAAGACCGCCUCAACAUCCAAGACAAUAUCUUCGUCGCCAGACACUACGAUCUUGAUGGAGUGUUUAGCAGAAUUAUAUACUGCUAAUCGACAGCAUGGGAAAGCUCUUACGUACUUUCUACGUCUUCGUAGACCGAACGUUCUCGAUGUAAUUCGGGAGCAUAAUCUGUUUACGGAUGUCCAGGACCAGGUACUUCUUCUGGUAGAGUUUGACCAUGAACGAAUCAGAAAAAGGCAGGAAGCUGGAGAAGUUGUCGACGAAGACAAGAGCGAUGCCAUCUCUUUGUUGGUAGACAACAUUCAUUCUAUCCAUAUCCAAAGGGUUGUGCCUCAGCUCCAAUCCCAGCCGCGGUAUCUGUUUCUCUAUCUCGAUGCUCUCGUCAGCAGGGAUCCUCAGCUUGUAUCCAAUUUCGCGGAUAUGUUGGUGAAAUUGUAUGCUGAAUACGCGAGGCAAAGAUUGGUCGAUUUCCUUCGUGCGAGCACUGACUACAACCUUGAGAUCGCGUAUACUGUUUGUCAAGAUCGAGACCUGGUUCCGGAGAUGGUGUAUCUUCUUGGUCGUAUGGGAAACAACAAGAAGGCGCUCACGCUUAUCAUUGAGAAACUGGGUGAUGUUCGCCAGGCAGGUUUCUCGUCAGCGAUCGAAUUUGCGAAAGAGCAAGCCGACGAUGACCUCUGGGAGGACCUGCUCAUGUAUUCCGAAAGUCGUCCAGCGUUCAUCCGGGGCCUAUUGGAGAAUGUUGGACCGGAGAUCAAUCCUAUUCGCUUGAUCAGACGAAUCAAGAACGGACUGGAGAUCCCUGGACUAAAGGAAGCGCUCAUCAAGAUCCUUCAGGACUUUCAACUUCAGAUAUCAUUGCUGGAUGGUUGUCAGACGAUAUUGAACGUCGAUAUAUCCGAUCUUUCGCGUAAGCUCUACGCGGACCAGACGAGUGGGUUCUUCUUGACUGGGACGAGACCAUGUCCUAUAUGUACCGAGCCUUUACAGCAAUCACCACAGGCGUUGAUAAUGCUGUUCCUGUGCCGGCAUGUCGUCCAUGCGUCCUGCGUUAGUGGCGGCGACCACCUCCCCCCACAGCCGGAUCCUGUGCUCCGUGGAGUUGGAAUAGCAGGUCCGUCUGGGAGAGGAAUGAGCGGGAAAAUUGCAUUCGAAUCCAUUGUCCGGGCGCAGAUAGAACAUGGCUGUCCGAUCUGUCAUAAUAAGAGCGAAGGCAUGGGAUUAUCAUGAUUAUCUCGACUGUUCAGCGUUCUGUCUGUGUUGUUACCCAUGCUAUAAUAUAUAUACCCCAGAAAGGAUG
This is a messenger RNA of Guyanagaster necrorhizus, 3175 nucleotides long. Its product is annotated as vacuolar assembling protein VPS41. NCBI's taxonomy places the organism in Eukaryota, Fungi, Basidiomycota, Agaricomycetes, Agaricales, Physalacriaceae. Gene Ontology annotation, cellular component: HOPS complex; late endosome. The record is from RefSeq and is a predicted model, not a curated record. Gene Ontology annotation, biological process: macroautophagy; endosomal vesicle fusion; protein targeting to vacuole. The transcript has 15 exons. Gene Ontology annotation, molecular function: protein binding. The coding region runs from base 52 to 3105 and encodes 1017 amino acids.